CUCCGCUCAGACUUCGCUGGGAGCCUUCCCAGCGCGAGAGUAGGAUCCGGCGGUGCAGUGAGAAGAGGAGACGAAGACGACAACGACGACGGCGGCGGGAGGGGGACGGACCGGAGCCGGGGACCGAGGAGGAACACGCCGCCGCGCCCUCUCCCUCUGCUGCGCGCUCCGGUGGCCGGCCCCACGCCUCUCGCCUCACCCACCGCACGGGGCUCCGCUCCGAGCAGGAGGAGGCACCAGGCCCGAGCUGGGGCGGGGGUCCUCCCUGCAGCCCGGGCACACCGGAACGGAGGAUUCGCCGUGGAGGACCGCGCCCGGGCUGGUGGCACCCGAGGCCCCGCCAGCGCCGGCUGCGCCAGACCGUGGCCUGAUGGACACCUGGUGUGGACGAUGAGGGAAGAACGCGCCUCCCACACCCGAGAGGUGACCCCAGAGCGAGCCCCGGAUGGCCCCGCGAGCAGGAACGAUGCGGCUGGCCUGCAUGUUCUCGUCCAUCCUGCUGUUUGGAGCCGCGGGCCUCCUCCUCUUCAUCAGCCUGCAGGACCCCACAGAGCUCGCCCUCCAGCAGGUGCCAGUUGGUUUUCUUGCAACAGACGCUGUUGCAGAAAAUGGAACAAAAUGGAAAAGACGAAAAGGAAUAAAGUUCAACAUCAAGCCACAGGAGCCCCACAGCGACCUCCCAUCAGGCAGUUCCCAGGAUGGUGACCUUAAGGCACCCACAGAGAGUGUCACCCGAGACUUGUCCAGCCGGGCCCCGAGGGGCCUGAACCUACAGGUGUCCCAGCAGCCUCAAGCCCACCUAAACGUGGGGGCCCGUCUGCGACCCCGGCAGCGCCGCCGGCGACUGCUUAUCAAGAAAAUGCCAGCUGCGGCGGCCAUCCCGGCCAACAGCUCGGCUGGUACGUUCGUCCGGCCAGCACCCCGGGCCCUGGACGGCCGUUGGGUCAGCCUGCACCAGAGCCAGCAGGAGCGCAAGCGGGUGAUGCGGGAGGCGUGCGCCAAGUACAGGGCGAGCAGCAGCCGCAGGGCGGUCACGCCCCGCCACGUGUCCCGCAUCUUCGUGGAGGACCGCCACCGCGUGCUGUACUGCGAGGUGCCCAAGGCGGGCUGCUCCAACUGGAAGCGGGUACUCAUGGUGCUGGCCGGGCUGGCCUCGUCCACCACCGACAUCCAGCACAACACCGUCCACUACGGCAGCGCCCUCAGGCGGCUGGACACCUUCGACCGCCAGGGCAUCCUUCACCGCCUCAGCACUUACACCAAGAUGCUCUUUGUCCGCGAGCCCUUCGAGAGGCUGGUCUCUGCCUUCCGCGACAAGUUUGAGCACCCCAAUAGCUACUAUCACCCCGUCUUCGGCAAGGCCAUCCUGGCCCGAUACCGGGCCAACGCCUCUCGGGAGGCCCUGCGGACGGGCUCCGGCGUGCGGUUCCCCGAGUUCAUCCAGUACCUACUGGACGUGCACCGGCCCGUGGGGAUGGACAUCCACUGGGACCACGUCAGCCGGCUGUGCAGCCCCUGCCUCAUCGACUAUGACUUUGUGGGCAAGUUUGAGAGCAUGGAGGACGACGCCGACUUCUUCCUGAGCCUCGUCCAUGCGCCGCGGAACCUGACCUUCCCGCGGUUCAAGGACCGGCACUCGCAGGAGGCGCGGACCACCGCACAGAUCGCGCACCAGUACUUCGCCCAGCUCUCGACCCCGCAGCGGCAGCGCACCUACGACUUCUACUACAUGGACUACCUGAUGUUCAACUACUCCAAGCCCUUCGCAGACCUGUACUGAGGGGCGGGGCCAACCGGCCGUGGGCGGCCCGGUGCCACCCACUCACAUGUCCGCAGGGGCAUCCCACGCUCCGUGGGUUCUCACCUGGGAGCUGAGAUGUACCCAGAGCAACAGGGCUCUGAGGAGCCAUGCCUGCUGGGUGGUGCAGGCCCUUCAGGGGGCCACAGAGGCCCAGGCCUUGGAUGGGGACCCUGGCCUCUGUCCCAUACCCACUUCCAUACUCCUCAAAUAAGGAAGAUGCUGGGGGGUGAGCUGGACACCCCAAGAGUCCCAGCUGCCCAUACCCAGCUCUACCGUCAGGAUGACCAGGGAAGUCUGAGGCCCAGAGGAUGAAGGCCCCGGCUGUAAGGGAUUUCCCGCAUCCCUUAGCCAUUGCCUUGUACCAAACCACAGGGUUUGCAGCUUUUCUAAGACCCGGGGGGAGGUUCCCUUGGAAUGAGGUUCCAAAUAAAGCACAUGGUUUCCAGA
This is a messenger RNA of Globicephala melas (long-finned pilot whale), 2248 nucleotides long. RefSeq names its product carbohydrate sulfotransferase 8 (gene CHST8). Gene Ontology annotation, cellular component: membrane. Gene Ontology annotation, molecular function: sulfotransferase activity. The record is from RefSeq and is a predicted model, not a curated record. Gene Ontology annotation, biological process: proteoglycan biosynthetic process; carbohydrate biosynthetic process. NCBI's taxonomy places the organism in Eukaryota, Metazoa, Chordata, Mammalia, Artiodactyla, Delphinidae.